Messenger RNA from Rhincodon typus (whale shark), 3936 nucleotides. Its product is annotated as neurocalcin-delta-like. The transcript has 4 exons. Lineage: Eukaryota; Metazoa; Chordata; Chondrichthyes; Orectolobiformes; Rhincodontidae. Gene Ontology annotation, molecular function: calcium ion binding. The coding region runs from base 155 to 736 and encodes 193 amino acids. The record is from RefSeq and is a predicted model, not a curated record.
UCACUCAGUUCCCCGGGGUUCCGAGGCUGUUUGCCGCGAAACAGGUUUCAGUGAGAGCGGGGACAGAGAGGCUGCAGAGCCAGGUACUGAGCCCCGAGUCCCCCUCGGGAGGAACAGCCUGAACACUCUGAAGUUACACUGUGGGGUGGUGAGGAUGGGGAAGCAGAACAGCAAGCUACGUCCCGAGGUACUGCAGGAUUUACGGGAAAACACAGAGUUCACGGAGAACGAGAUCCAGGAAUGGUACAAGGGAUUUUUGAAGGACUGCCCCAGCGGAUACUUGACAAUAGAAGAGUUCAAAAAACUCUACGGUAACUUUUUCCCUUACGGCGAUGCAUCAAAGUUUGCGGAGCACGUAUUUCGUACUUUCGACACCAACGGAGACGGCACGAUAGAUUUCCGCGAGUUCAUCAUCGCACUGAGUGUGACUUCCAGGGGAGGUCUGGAGCAGAAGCUGAAGUGGGCUUUCAACAUGUACGAUGUUGAUGGGAAUGGUUACAUCAGCAAAUCUGAGAUGCUGGAGAUAGUCCAGGCUAUCUACAAGAUGGUUUCAUCAGUAAUGAAGUUGUCCGAGGAUGAAGCUACCCCGGAGAAAAGAACAGAAAAAAUCUUCCGUCAGAUGGACACCAAUGCAGAUGGCAGACUUUCUCUAGAAGAGUUCAUCAAUGGAGCAAAAAAGGACCCAUCUAUUGUCCGCCUCUUGCAAUGCGACCCCAGCACCGCUGGACAGUUCUGAGACACUGUCCAGGACACAGGUUCAGUUUCUCCGCCUGUUCCCAUCACUGGCGAACCAGCAAGGACACUGGCAGAAAGUACAUUCAUGCUCAGACAAGUGGAACACUGGUGUCUGCCAAAAAAACUGAGCAUCCUUUCACAUGAUGAAGAAACUGCAUGAAGAAAGAGAUUCCUGACCUACAGUACAGUAAAUAAGUUCUAGAUGUGUAAAUGUGCCAAAAAUAAGGGGAGCUGAGCUGGUCAACCAACGGUUAACACCAUCUCAUUUUCAUUUGCGCCAUGUGCUGUUGUCAUUACAGUCUAACUGGAUAACAGGGCAGAAGGGGAGUAUGUUUUAUUAGGUUUGUCUUGUCUAUUGUUCGCUUUUUACAGGUGAAAUGUGUCUUAUUGUUUUAUUUUAACCGUACUGAGUUCUUGAUGAAGCCGUGGAGAGUGAGAACCAAACUGUGGUGGGUUAAUGUUUACGUUUAUACAUUGGAGCAUGGCAAAGCCGUUAGGUUCACAUAUGCUUCUUCCAUCCUUGGUUCAUCCCAUAUCUAUGUGGCAACUUACCCUCACUCUGAUACCUCCAAGGAUCAUCCAGUGACUAAACGCCGGUGGUGCACCUAUGAAACAUUUCCCCUUGUCCCCCUUUGGGGAACACAAUCCCUUAAUUAUCCCCCCGAUGAUUCAUUUUUACCCAUCCACAUAAACUAUUUCUGUCUGUCACCUUCCUGAAACACUGUAAAUACUUCCUGUUUGCUCUGGAAAUCUCCUCCACGUAUCAGUACUCUUUGGAAUAAGUAAAACUUCAAGAGCUCAAGCCUCACUUCCUUUAUUGUGUUGGUUACAACCACAUCCCCGAAAUCCCUUGUUCCCUAUCACCUUAAACACGUCAUUAACUGUAAUGUUCCAUCUUUAACAUAUUGAUCAGGUCCAUUCCAGGUCUCUCUUUGUUAUACAAUUCUGAGGAUAUCUUCACAGUUCACCACUCUCAGGCUGUCACCCUAGGUUCUCUGCACUUUAUUCAGGUAAUAAUAUUUAUCCUCAUGUUGCCCAAGAAAUGUUGAAUGGCAUCUUAUCUUCAGUAGCCUAAUUACUGUCUUCCAGGUUUUGUGAUAUAGCCAGCAUCCAGUCUCUCCUGACUUUGGCAUCCUGAAACUAACAUUGCAAUGCAUCAUCUUGUCCACUACAAAGGAUAAAAUUCACUGGGAACUGAUUCCUUGGAAUUGAACAAAGGCACUGCAUAGCUGUUCCUGCAGCACGGCACACUAUCCCACUUCUCAGUAAGCUUUCCAAAAAUAUCUCGCAUAGUACUACACAAAAUCCCUGCCAUUUAUUUCAACAUUAAGGCUGUGUUCAACAGACACAAAGUGCUGGGGAAACUCAGCAGGUCUGAUAAUAUCUGGGAAGAAAAAAACAGAGUUAAUGUUUCAAGUCCAAUAUGAUUUCCUCAGGCUGUGCUCACCUCCAGUUUCCUACAUCUUGACUCCCAUGUUGCCCUCUCUGAGAAAAGCAAAGAUUUUCACCAGGUCUUUUUCAUUGGGUGUUAGUCCAAGCUGCUGGAUAUGGGCAUUUUCAGCUGAUCACAUAUGUAAUGGUUUCUCAUCUGAUUUAUAACAGUCCCCAAGUCACCCGACAUGAUGCUGUUAGUUUUCUGAUUGAUCUUUGAGUUCUAAUAUUGGUUUGAAUUUCGGGGGGUUUGGCAGUGGGAGGGGAAACAAAGAGGCUCUCCCACUCAUUCUUUGAAGAAUCUCAGAAACUCUUCCAAAACAUGUGUUCACCCCUGUAUUGGUUUUCCAUUUUCCUGUUGUCUUUGUUUAAAUCAUUCCAGACCACAUGUUCAAGAGUUAACAUUUUGUACUUACUAAUUAAAACAUGCAAUUAGCUGCAUCAGGGUCACUAGUUAGUUGCACGCAGCUCGUGGCUAAAGGAUUGGACAACUCUGCCUGAGGUCAGUGUUGUAUUUUAUGUUAUCUGUAUAACUAUUAAUGCAUUUAUAACUUAUAAUAUGCCUAGCGUUUGGGACCAAUUGCCAAAGUUAGUUCCCCAUUUAACCAUCGUGCCUUUCUUCUACUAUACACUCCCUUCUCAUCAUUUCAGGAUUUUUUUUUAAAAGUAGUGGAUUGAGUGAGGCCAAGGAUAAAAGAAACUUGGCUCUGCUGUACUUACACGAAACGAAUAUAGCACUGUGAUAUUACAGAAAACAAAGAUAUUUACCCCCCCUUUAAAAUGUCACCACAUUUUGCUCUGUGUGGGAGCUGGCAAUAGGGUGAAUAGCCCCUAUCUGUGAUGUAAAUGACUAUGACAAUUGAGAUGCCUCGCCUUGAGAGAUAUACUGUGUUGUGAUUGAUUGUGGUUACCUUUCCAAAACCUCAGCCUCAGCACAAAGUGUUGCUGACAGCUUCCCUGCUUUUUAACCCCGAUUGUGUCUGAACAAAUACACCAGUGGGUCCGGUGAAAGCUGAUGACUUUUAUUGACACACCCCCUAGAACAGUGGUUCUCAACCUCCUGCAUCUUGUGUGCUACCAACCAUCUUAUCAAAAAAGCCAUGAUAAAAACAAAAUCCCACUUUUCCAAGGAAUGGUCUUUUUACGUUUUAGUACUAUUAACCAUGAAUGAAAUUUAAGGAAAUUAAAAAUUGCAACGAUUUUGCUGAGCAUAAGUUUUAUUGCUAAACUGUAAAGAAAGACAUAAUGGUUGAGUCAUUGCUGACAAGUCUGUGAUUGCCUUUUCAUUGGAAGGAAUGUCAAUUCCUGAGGGUCCUACCUGGACAAUCUCAUUUCUCACCAUUUGAGAAACACAGCGUGAGAAUGUUUCAUUGGACUUUGGAGUCCAAUUGCUACAACAUACUUCUUCAUUCAGAGAGCCACCUGGUGUUCAACUCACAAAGUGCAACUGCCACAGAAAAUCAACCCAGGUUACCAAAUGCAGCCACUUGUCCUGGACGAUUCCAUCAGCUUGCUGGUCUCAGUUUGUCCUGUGCUGCUUUUUCUUUGUCCCAAAGUCAGUCAUUGAGACCCGGCUCAAUGCAACAAAAGAAUUAUGGAACAGAAAAUUUGUUUCAGCUCCCAAACUGUUGUAACAGAGAAGAGGACCCACUCUGGUUGGACACAGUAUUAGAGGCGUCAUAAUGUGACGUUUCCCAAUUCCCCAUUCCCCCAUCAUCCCCCACCUCUACCCUUCCCCGAUCCCCACCGCCUUUCCCAAUCCCCACCCCU